AUGCCAGCCGAUGUUUGGAUAAAUCCGAAAAUUUGUGUGAAAUUCCCAUUUGAACCUUAUGAAUGUCAGAGGAUUUUUAUGAAAAAUGUGAUCGAUGUUCUUGAUUCGGUUGGUUUUUUUUUGAAUUUGAAAAAAACGGAGCAUUUUGAACCUAAAUUUAACCUGAAUUCGAAAAUCUUCUUUGAAUUUUUUCGAAAAAAUUUGCCACGUGGAAAUUUAAAGCCUGAAGAAAAAUUUCGGAAUUGUUUUGUUCAACCAAACUUUUUUCCUUCAUACGUUAAAAUUUUGGAGCACUUUGAACGAAAAUUUAACCUGAAAAUCUGCAAAAAUUCGAAUUUUCUUUAAAAUUUCAAAAAAAAAUUGCCACGUGGCUAUUUUCGCGCCAAAAGCAUUUAAAUUGUUGAGUAAAAACCGAAAAAGUUUCCUUGAAAUCAGAAAUUUGAAUUUUUUAAAUUAAUUUUUAUACCUUUUCGAAUUUUUUUUUCCGAAUUUUGAAAACCUCAAAACUAGACAGCAAUUUUUUCCAGAAAAUGGAUGCCGCGCUAGAAAGUCCAACAGGAACCGGUAAAACUCUAUCCCUCCUCUGCUCAACUCUGGCAUGGGUUCAAAAACAAAAAGAGCAAAAACCAACAGCCGAAUGGCAAAUUCAACAAGCCGAGCAAAAAUUGUCAGCAGAAGGAGGAAUCAAGACUUCAUUUAUCCCAACAAUUUAUUACGCGUCACGAACUCAUUCACAAUUGGAACAAGUUGUACAUGAAUUAAAUCGAACUGAUUAUAAAUGGUAUUAAUUUAUCUGAAAUUUUAAAAAACCAUAUUUUUUACAGGGUGAAAACUACAAUUUUGGGAAGUCGCGAUCAUUUUUGUAUAAAUCCGAAGGUAAAAUCAAUCAAAGAAUCAAAUAGACAAUCGCAUGUUUGUCGAGGAAUGGUCUCGAAACGAAAAUGUCAUUUUUAUAAUAAAUUCGACACGUUGGCCAAUGAUAAAUUGGCUGAAAUUGUUGAAACUGGAAAAGCGAUGGAUAUUGAGGAAUUGGUGAAAAUUGGAAAUACUCAUAGUAUUUGUCCGUAUUUUAUGAGUAGACAAAGAGCGGAAAAUGCUGAAUUGAUAUUGUUGCCCUAUAAUUAUGUGAUAGAUCCGAAAAUGAGGCGGAGAUAUAAACUGGAUUUGAAAGAUUCGAUUGUGAUUUUUGAUGAGGCACAUAAUUUGGGUUGGUGCUUUUUUAUGCGGUCUGCAAAUGUUCGUGUUGUGCGUAAAAUCUACAUUAAAGCGCAUUUAGGGUAAUUUCGCUAGAGCGCGUUUGCAGUGAUGUUUGUGUACUUCUCUCGGACGAUUAUUUAUUUUUUUAAAUUUUUUUUGUAUUCUUUUAAUAAACAUGGGCUAAUUUGAUACUUCAAAAGAAUUUUUCUUCACGCGGAAAAAAACAAGAAAAUGCGCUCUAAUGCGAAUAUUUUAUGUGUGCAGAUUUUACGCGCAACACCGUGACGAACAUUUGCAGACCAACUUUUUCUUCUUCAAAAAAUACUAACCCUUUAAACUUUAUAGAAUCAAUUUGUGAAUCAAAUGCGAGUGCAGAAAUCUCAUCAACAGAAAUUGCACUAUGCAUCCUUGAACUCAAAAAAGUAUUGGCUCUUUUGGUUGAAGAAGAGGAGACCGAAAGAAAUGAGGCUGAUAUCGCAACUGAAGCAUUUGGAAGUGUGAAAAUAGAUCCAGCCAAGAAGUUGAUAGAAUAUUUGCGAGUUGAAGAUUUGAUGGCAGUUCUUGAAAAAGUGUUUAGUCUGGAAGAGGAAUUCGAAAAAAUAUGGAAGGAUUUGAGGCAAAUUGAAAAUCUUGACGGGAAAGCGAGCAAUGGUGAAAUACUACUACAAGUAUUUGAGCGAGUUGGAUUGGAUGGGAAUUCGAUUGAAAGAGUUGUGGAUUUAUUGAGAAAUGCGACAACCUAUUUACUAUCGAAAGGAGAAGAAGUUAGUCUAACUGAAAAAGGAGAUGGGAUGGAGAAAUUGUGCGAUUUUAUUCUUUCAAUAUUUUCGACGCAUGCUCAAGAAGUUGCUGCGGCUGUUGGAGAUUCGAAAAUCAAGAUGGCUGAUCGAGUUGAUCCAAGGGUGGUUGCGAGAAAUUGUAAAUUAUUUAUGAAGAAAGAAGGAAAUGGAAAGGUUGGUUGGAAACAAAUCGGGAAUUGAUUGAAACAUUUUUACGGGUUUCAGAAAAAUUGUUUCUACUGAUUCUAAAAUAAUAAAUUUACUGUAUAGAAAAAUCUGGAAAAUUGAUAUAAAUUUUCAAAAAAAUGCCACGUAGCAAUCGUCAAAAAUCUAUAUUUUUGAUACUUUUUUAUAGUCAAAAUCAGGAAUUAAAAAUUCAAAAAUGGAUUUUCUAAAUGAAAAAUUAUGUCUCCAAACCAAAAUUUCUGUUCACGAAAAAUUAUUACCGAAAAAAAUAAGAUUCCAAAAAAAAUAAUAAUAAAAUAUUUAUUCCGAAAAAUAUGGGGCAAGAAUGAAAGCAGCAUCAGCAAAAGAACCACAAAAAUAUGUGAAAAUAAGAGAUUUCACAUAUUUCUGUGAUUAUCUAAAAAAAAGAGCAGCAACAGAACCACAGGAAUAUAUGAAAUGAUGGUCCCCCUCUAGCCACCAAUUACUAGAGGUUUACCAACAUUUCACAUAUUCCUAUGGGGCGAAAACAGACAGAAAGUAGCGGGCAAUCACAGAAAUAUGUGAAAAUCAGAGAUUUCACACAUUCCUGUGAUUAUCUAAAAAAAAAAAGAGCAGCAACAGAAAGCACCCGACUCACGUGUUUCCUCCUCGGGAACGGCGGCGAUGGCGGCGUAUGGGCGUUGAUGAUUGGCAUUGUUGAUCAGCAGCAAAUAGGUAUUUAGAGUAAGGUAGGAAUAUUUGGAUGUGAGUAAACAACCUUCUCGCCGGCUUCUUAUAUAGCAUCUCUGAGAGAUUUUAUCAUCACGUGUGUCACGUGAAUAAUGUAACAGCGUUUUUCAUUUUGUUUUACUUUAAAAAAUGGAGAAUGACAUUUCUAAUCAUCACGCGUGUCACGUGAAUAAUAUUCUAUCGGUGCUUUUUCAUUUCUAAUUAUAAAAGAUCGAAAUGGCGUUUCUAGAAAAUUCCGAUCUGAUGAUCGCGGUUAAAUUUUCUGAAAAUUCUUCGACUGUGGUUUUUUUGUGAUAUUGUAAUUAGUGAUUUUACUGUUCAAUUCGAGAUUUUAUUUUGUUCUGAGAAAUGAAGUGAGUAUUUUUGAGAGAAUUGUGAUUGGCAGGGCUUUUGGUACAUUGGAUGUUCGAUUAUUUUGUAAUUUCAGUGUCAACAGACUCCAAUUCCGACAAUUUCAAAAAUUUGAUAUUCUUGAUCAGAUCUCGGCUCAGAUGUUUGUAGCCUACACAGUUUGUUUUAGUAAAGAUGGAAUUUGAGUGUGUGAAAUUCUGAACAAUUUUUGAAAAGUUUGGAUUCAAAAACUACUUCGAAAAAAAGUAAAAACUCUAGUUUGAAUUGCCGUAUACAGUAAUUUUCAAAAUGUAAAAACACACGAAGGUUAUCAUUUUCGUUGACGGACAGUAUCUGAAAUUUUCAAAUUUCCAGAAUUUUUCCUAACUUUCUAUGUCUCGCAUUUCAAAAUCUAUAAUUUUCAUAUUUUUUCAGACUGUCAAAAAAUAAAAAUUUUUAUAAAUAAUUUUUCACGUGAAACCGUCGCCCAAAAUUUCAUUUCUAAAUAAAUUUCACAAUUUUCAUUUUCCAAAAUGCUUCCAGACAAUCAUCAAAUAUUUCUGCUUCCAAGCAUCAAUUUCAAUGCGAAUGCUGAAAAUGCGCGGAGUUCGAAAUGUUCUUCUUGCCAGCGGAACACUUUCUCCAAUUCAAAGUUUUACAUAUAAUAUGGGAUUGUGAGUUAUUUUGUUAAAAUUUCCCUACACAUAGUUUUUUCCAGAAACUUUGGAGCAGUUUUGGAAAAUGAGCAUGCGUUGAAAAGUGUGCCUGUGAUCAGUUCUGUUGUUAUGAGAGGAUAUAAAUCUGGAAUAACGGGUUCAUAUGCGAAUCGAAAAAAUGCGGAUUAUUUGUCAGAUGUUGCUGAGACAUUAAUCCGAGUGCUAGGUUCGACACCUCAAGGAGUUAUUGUAUUUUUCUCAUCUUAUUCACAAAUGGAUGAACUUAUCAAAUAUUGGAAAUUGAAUAAACGAGCAAAUAAUAUGGAAAAUUUUUGGGAGAAAAUGAUCAAAUUGAAACAUAUUGUUGUUGAGCCACGUGGCAAAGAUGAAUUAGCCGCGAUUCGAGCAGAAUAUGUGAAAGGAGUUCAGAAUCCAAUGGGCGCUGCAUUAUUUGCAGUUUGCCGAGGAAAAGUUAGUGAAGGUAUCGAUUUCUGUGACGCUGAAUCACGAGCUGUUGUGAUUAUUGGGUUGCCAUAUCCACCGGUGAAUGAUGAAAGAGUUGUAUUGAAGAAAAUGUUUUUGGAUGAAACAAAUAAAUCCAAUAAUCUACUACAAUCAUCCAAAGAUUGGUAUCAAAUGGAGGCGUUUCGCGCUGUAAAUCAGGCGAUUGGCCGAGUUUUACGGCAUAAAGAUGAUUUUGGGGUGGUUGUGUUGAUUGAUUCGAGAUAUGCCAGUGUCAAGUUGGAGAUGUUUCCGAAAUGGUUGAGGAAAACGAUUGUGCGAGGAGAUAUUGAGGAAUGUGCGAGGAAAAUUGAGCGGUUUUUUGGGGAACGCAAAGAGAUGGUGGAGACUUCGAGAAGUUGUUAUACAAAACGGAUGGAUAGUAAGAAUUGCAAUAUGUAUAAACGGACAAAAUUAGAGAGGUAUCUAUUUUGGAAGGGUUUUUUUAAAGGUGGAGUGCGAGUUAAACAUACAUUUUCUCAAGCCAUUUUACACGCUGUUUCACUGUUUUCAUGAACUUUGAACCUGUUUUACUAAUGCCCUUCGAGGUAUUGCAACUUUCUGUCUCGAAUGAACCUAACAUUGUUUUUAUAUCGGACUCCACCUUUAAAUGCCCCGGAAAUGAAGAUUAUGAGAACUUUCAGAAAUGUUCAAAUGCUGAAAAUUGAGCUCAGAAUUUAUUUUGGCGGCGGAAAAAUGUCGGGAAUUCGGCCAAAGCAACAAAAUGAGAGUUUUCGCAACAUUAGAGCGAGUUAGCUCCGGCCGAAUUCCCGACAUUUUUCGGCCACAUGCAAUUUAUUUUUUUUUGAAAUUCACGUUCAGCUUCAAAUUUUCCUGAGUUUCAUUCAUCAAAAUUUGAACAUAGUCAAAUAUGCCCAUAAUUUCAUUCAAGUCGUUUAAUAGUUUUGAAUUUAGCUCAACUCCUUCUUCAAAUCUCUUAUCGCAAAUCUCAAUCGAUGAAUUAUUCUCCUCUCCAUCAACUUCUACAAAAAUCAAAAAGGAAAAUAUCAAAUUUGAACCCGAACCUUCUGGAUUUUCUUUACCUACUGUGAGUACUGACAUUUUUUUUAAAUUUUAAAACGAACAUUUUUUAGAACGAAGAUGAGAUAACUGGAAAAAUGUAUAAAAAUCAAUCAGAUAAUCUUCCAAAUUCAAUAAAUAAAAAUACAUUUCGAAAACGACCUUCAACUUCAAAUGCACUCUCAAAACAACCUCCAGCAAAAAAGAAAAUCGUAUUAUUGAGUCGAAAUGAUAGUCUACCCCCAAAAUAUGAAGAAGCGCUGAGAAUAUCGACUUCGGAAAUUGUGGAAAAAAUGUCGAAAGAGUCGAAAAGUCAAUUUGCGGCCACAUUGAAAGCCUAUAAAUCGGAAAGUAUUGAGUGGCAAGAGGUUUUCGAGAGAUUUAAGACGAUUUUUAUUCCCAACAAACAAUCGAAUUUAUUUAUUGGUUAGUUUUUUUGGAGGGGGGUUGGAUUUUGGGGUUCAAAAAAAUCUGGAAAAAAUUAUGUUGAAAAACUUAUGUUAAAUCAGGUCAUACAUAUUGCUCAUGUUUAAAAAAGCUCUUUUCAAUUGCUCAUGUUAAAUUGACAUCAGAUUGCUCAUUUUAUAGAGGUUAUGCUAAAUCAUGUCAUAUUGCUUAUGAGGCUUCUUUAAAAUUGUUUUUUUUUUUCAUUUCUGGGAAAUUUUUGAAAAUGCAUGUUUCUAACACACUUUUCCGAAUUACAAAAUCCCAAAAAAAUUGAAAUUCAACAUUUUCAUCCCGCAAAAGUGUGUGCUUGUGUUUUAUUUUUAAUUUUUUUUUUCAAAUUUAUAAUUUUUUUUUCGAUUUCUUCUAUUCUCAAUUUCUAGGUUGCUCAAAUAUUCUUCGCCCAGAAGAUCGUCCGAAAUUCCUCAAAUUAGCGAUGGAAAAAAAGAUACACUAA
Messenger RNA from Caenorhabditis angaria, 6281 nucleotides. NCBI's taxonomy places the organism in Eukaryota, Metazoa, Nematoda, Chromadorea, Rhabditida, Rhabditidae. The record is from the annotation of a GenBank genome assembly.